This is a messenger RNA of Plasmodium knowlesi strain H, 270 nucleotides long. Its product is annotated as apical ring associated protein 1, putative. The transcript has a single exon. NCBI's taxonomy places the organism in Eukaryota, Apicomplexa, Aconoidasida, Haemosporida, Plasmodiidae. The record is from RefSeq and is a predicted model, not a curated record. The coding region runs from base 1 to 270 and encodes 89 amino acids.
AUGUCUAUCGUUUAUGUUCCCAGUUCUUCGGCCGUUUACAGGUCGUAUAUGUCUGUACCUGUGGUUCAAACAUCGAAGAUUUACACAGUUCAGACCCCCCACAUAGCAACAAUUGUUACUGCACCGUCAACAGUUGUCUCUGUACCGGCCGUUCUACCUGUAUCAACAGUUAUGUCUGUACCAGCAGUUGUGUCCGCACCGGCAGUACAAGUCUACACCCCCAAGACAGUUUUUACUAACCCGAUCGAAGUUUCUACCAUUAUUAUAUAG